This is a messenger RNA of Cryptotermes secundus, 948 nucleotides long. Its product is annotated as protein spaetzle. Lineage: Eukaryota; Metazoa; Arthropoda; Insecta; Blattodea; Kalotermitidae. Gene Ontology annotation, cellular component: extracellular region. Gene Ontology annotation, molecular function: growth factor activity; Toll binding. Gene Ontology annotation, biological process: innate immune response; regulation of Toll signaling pathway; central nervous system formation. The transcript has 8 exons. The record is from RefSeq and is a predicted model, not a curated record. The coding region runs from base 190 to 837 and encodes 215 amino acids.
CAGAUGCAGUGGUAAGUCGUAAAUAUGUGGCCCUUUAGUUAUUGUGAAAUAGGAGCGAAAACAAUUGGGUGUAUUAUGUCUACUGAGCAUUUCUAAACUUCCCAAGUUACUUCGUGAGCAGAGCACCGCCAGCAGGUUAACAACUUGGUCUUCUUUCAGUGUUGAAGUACUGUGUCUUCGCUGUCAAAAAUGCCCAUGCCAAUUGCUGUCUUUAUGUUGUUAAUAAUAUUCAUAUUGGCGAAUACUUCGAUUGGAUAUGCCGUCUGGGGUCAGAAGAGUUCCCAUUUUCGUACGAGAGGAUAUUUUUAUGAAGAUAAACCUCACGAAGGAAGAAGAUUGAAGAGACUUCAGCACAGCGUCAGUCCGAAACCUCGGGACACCGAAAAUAAUGUUACGUUCAUUGAAGACGUGUCGGAUUAUCCUGAAAAGAUGUUAAAGGAAAUUCUUAAAAUGGAAGGAAAAGUACACAAGGACAUUUUCGGGAGAGAUUUCUUGUUUAAGGAACGUACUAUCAGCACAAGAAUAGAGCCAGAAGAAACGAAGCUCUGUCCAUCACUGGAGAAGCUGGUCUACCCAAAGUUAGCCCUGAAUACGGAUAACGACUGGAAAUACGUUGUGAACGUGGGAGAGGAAUAUGUCCAAGGCGUCAGAGUUGAGACAUGUGGCCACUUCGAGAAGUGCUCUAUGAGCGACUCCUUCCCGGCUGGUUACACCACGAAAUGUGAGCAGCAGUAUGUCUUUAGGAGACUUCUCUCUGUGGCAGACAAGGGCAAAACUGUAAUGGAUGAAUUCCGUUUUCCCUCGUGCUGUUUAUGUACCAUAAGAGGACCAUCUUAAGGCUAAGAUUUUUCCGUUUAAUUCAGCAUUUUGAGGACUUCUGGUGACUGUGGAGUGAACAGAAAUAAAUUACGUUUACGAAGAAUACAAUAUUUUGGAAUGUGACAAUUA